ACGAUAAUAUUUUUGCAAUUAUUUAUUGUGCCCAACCAAUCUACCUUUAUCGUCACCUGUUCAAGAUCAAACAAGCAAAGUAGAUGAUGAUCAUGUAGUUGUUGUUGUUGAUGAUGAUCCCUUGCCAAGUUCUACCGCAUUGGUCAUCCUUCCUUUCUCGAAUCGUCUUGUAAUCGCAUCAUUAAUACUCAAGAACAAAAUGAAAAAAAUCUCUGAUUUAGGGAUUUCCUCCCCACCCCCCUAAUUUGGGGAUCUCACAAAUUGCCUAAUUUUUCACCUGUCGGCCUUCGCUUGAUUCCUGUAGUUUGGCCCCCCCAAUCUUCUUGAUUUCGUCCCUCCGAUGUCGAUCUGUUCGGAUUCAACUUGCAAAACCCCCAAUCCUUUGAGUUCUUGAUUUUUUUUUUUUCUUGUUCUUUUUGAUCGAGCAGCAGGAGGGAUAUGGAUCUUUUGGGAAAGGGUUUGUCUCCUGGUGGUGGUUAGGGUUAGGGUUAUCCAUCACCAAGAUCCAGCUUUGCUAGGGUUCUUGGGGUCCUCACCUUUUUGCCUUCUUGUGCUCCUGCAAGGUAACUUGGAAUUCAACAGCUGACCUCCAGUAGAAGAUCGAGGCUGUUUACUCGAGGAUUUGUGAGUUGAUCUACCUGUAAAUGAGUAUGGGAGCAGACUGCAUUGGGACCCUUGUUAAAGACGACCUGGAUGGAAUGUCACAAUUUCCACCAGGUUUUGCACCAAUCGCAUUAUUGAACAUGCAUAAUGCCCAGGAUCUUAAGGCUCCAGCAAAUGCAUCGGAAGCGUUGCAAUAUAUCAUGAGAGAUGACAAAUCAAGUGUCACCUUGCAGAUCUCCCAAGACCUUAAAAAUUCUAGAAAUGCUCCUGAAUUUGUACAAUGCACCACAAAAGAAGAGAAAUCAAGGAAGUCUCUUCGAGAAAGACCAUCUAUAAAUUAUCGCCAGUUUGAUACUAGUUCAGAUGAAGAGUCUGACUAUGAACCUUUUGAAGAGGCCAUCUCUUCAACUCGCCGUCUACCUAAAGGUGUUUUUCGAGGAUGUGCCAAAUGUGAAAAUUGUCAGAAGGUUACUGCAAGAUGGAAGCCACAAGAUGCUCGCAAGCCUGUUCUUGACAAUGCGCCUGUAUUUUAUCCUACUGAAGAGGAGUUUAAAGAUACUAUCAAAUAUAUUGCAACUAUACGCCAAAGUGCAGAGCAGUAUGGAAUAUGCCGAAUAGUUCCACCCUCAUCUUGGAAUCCCACGUGCCUUCUCAAGCAGAAGCAAAUAUGGGGAAAUUCAAAAUUUGCUACCCGAAUCCAACAGGUAGAUAAGCUUCAAAACCGCCUUACAUCAAAGAAGAUGGGCAGAAGUCAUAUCUUUAUGAGGGGAAGAAGAAAGGCCCUGAAAACAGAGAAUACCAAUGAAGAAGAUAAGGCAGAAUCUAAUUGCUGUAACAAUGUUGAGAGGUUUGGAUUUGUACCUGGUCCAGAUUUCACUCUGGAAUCUUUUGAGACAUAUGCAGAUGAGUUCAAGAGACAAUAUUUUAGCAGAAGUGCAGAAUUUGUUUUAGGGUCCUGCCAGCAGGAACCUUCCGUUGAUGAUAUUGAAGGUGAAUAUUGGCGGAUAGUGGAAAGACCAACAGAAGAGAUUGAGGUUCUUUAUGGUGCUGAUGUUGACACUGGAGUUUUCAGUAGUGGCUUUCCCAAAGAGUUAUCCUCUGCGAAGGUACCAACACUAGAGGAUCAGUAUAUGAGUUCGGGAUGGAAUUUAAAUAACUUCCCUCGGCUUCCGGGCUCUGUUUUAUCGUUUGAAAGUGGAGACAUUUCUGGUGUUCUAGUGCCAUGGUUGUAUGUUGGAAUGUGCUUUUCCUCCUUUUGUUGGCAUGUGGAAGAUCAUCAUCUAUACUCAUUAAACUAUAUGCAUUGGGGUGCACCAAAAAUAUGGUAUGGAGUUGCAGGGAAAGAUGCCUUAAAAUUAGAGGAAGCUAUGAAAAAAAAUCUGCCAGAUUUGUUUGAAGAACAACCGGACUUGCUGCACAAUCUUGUGACACAAUUUUCACCUUCUCUUUUACGGUUGGAAGGUGUACCUGUAUAUCGUUGUGUUCAAAAUGAAGGAGAAUUUGUUCUCACGUUCCCACGAGCAUAUCAUUCUGGUUUCAAUUCUGGAUUCAACUGUGCGGAGGCUGUAAAUGUAGCUCCUGUUGAUUGGCUGCUCCAUGGGCAGCAUGCCGUGGAGCUUUACCGCGAACAGGGACGCAGGAUAUCCAUAUCGCAUGACAAAUUGUUGCUGGGAGCUGCAAGAGAAGCCAUUAGAGCACAGUGGAAUAUUCUAUUCCUGAGGAAAAACACUCCAGAUAAUUUAAGAUGGAAAAAUCUCUGUGGACCUGGAAGCACACUGGUGAAGGCACUCAAGGAACGAAUUGAUAUGGAGCGAGCUAGAAGAGAGAAUCUUUGUUCUUCCCAGUCAGCAAAAAUGGACUCUAACUUUGAUACUGACUGUGAAAGGGAAUGUUUCAUUUGCCACUAUGACUUAUACAUCUCAGCUACCAAAUGUGAAUGUUCACCAGACAAAUAUGCGUGUCUUGUUCACGCAAAACAGCUUUGCUCAUGUGCUUUGACAAUGAGGUCAUUUUUGUUCCGCUAUGAGAUCAGCGAGUUGAAUGUCUUACUAGAUGCUUUAGCAGGGAAGUUGAGUGCAAUUCAUAGAUGGGGCCUUAUUGAUCUUGGAUUAAGUUUAAGCUCUCAUGUUACUAAAGAGAAAGCACAAGAGUGCAAACAAGUUCUUCCGGCUUGUAAAGAAGGAACAACGCACAAGGAUAACACAAUGGCUAAUCAAAAAAGGACCGUCAAUGCAAGAUGCAGUUCAUAUAAAGACUAUGAUGCAUCAAAGCUGCAACAUUUUGAAGGAAUAGAAGAGAGAAAAAGAAAAACUCAUGACAUGGAUAAGUCAACUGGUGAACAUGCUGAUGAUGCUUCAAAAUAUCUGUCAGUUGUAACAGAUCAAAACAGCAUUUUGAGUGGUCUAAAUCCUAGAGCAAAUGGAUGUUCACAUGCCCCUUCGGUGGUCUCUUCAGAGUCUCAACAUUCUUCCAAUAGCACUUUAAACCAUGUUAUUUUGCAAACCAAUUCUAGUGAAAUAACAGAGAUAAAAAGUACAAGCGUCUCAGUACUUGGCAACACCGAACCAAAAACCUGUUAUUUAUCUGGUGGAGGGGGCAUUGCACCAGUAGCCAAUGAAGUUAAAGAUGCAAAGAAAUCGUUAACAAAUAAAAUUGAGGAAGCAUCAUUUGUUUGCUCUGAAUCAUUGUCUAGGUUGUUGAAUUCUGAAGAUAAGGUGACAUCCUGCAGUUCUCACAAGGAUCAAGAUCUUAUCACCCCUCAGACAAAUGCAUCACUACUGAGUGAAAAAGAGAUCCACAUGCUACCUGUAAUGGCAACAUCAAGCAGUAAGAAUUUAAGCUCUAUAGAGCCUGAUGUCAAGAUGCAACAAAAGGUAACUUUCACUAAGUAUUCAUCCAAUAUACUGGAUCAACAAUUGUUGACGGUGCCUUUUGGCAAAGCGUCUGAAUGCCCUAAAUCUGCCAACGACAUCAUCACAAGCCCAUUGACAGAUCCUUCUUAUUUAAAAGAAACAAAUGGAGGUGAUUCUUCAAAAUUUCUCCAAAAUCAUCAAUUUUCUGGAGGUGAUGUGCAAAUAUAUGAAAGUAAAGGGAAAAUUGAAUCAAGUCCAGAGAAUAAUGGGGUAGACAGAAGAAAUCCAAUUGCAACAAGCUCAGCUUCUUAUCCACAAAAUAAUAUUGAUAAAUACUAUCUGCAACAAAAGGGCCCUCGCAUAGCCAAGGUGGUGCGGCGUGUUAAUUGCAAUGUUCAGGUGUUGGAAUAUGGUGUCAUGCUUUCCGGAAAAUUAUGGUCCACUAGUCAGGCCAUAUUCCCAAAAGGAUACAGAAGUCGGGUCAGGUACUUCAGUGUUCUAGAUCCAACACAGAUGUGCUGCUACAUAUCUGAGAUUCUGGAUGCUGGAUUGCUUGGGCCCCUAUUUAUGGUUGUAGUUGAACAAUGUCCAAGUGAAGUAUUCAUCCAUGUUUCUGCCACAAAAUGCUGGGACAUGGUGAGAGAAAAGGUGAAUGAUCAAAUUAGGCAGCACCGUGGUACAGGAAGGCAAAACCUUCCUCCCUUGCAGCCUCCAGGAUCUCUUGAUGGCCUUGAAAUGUUUGGUUUAUCAUCACCAAAAAUCCUUCAGGUGACUCAAAAUGAUCCUCAAGCAGUAUCAUCAAUUUCUUCAUUGCAGGCAAUUCAGGCGCUUGAUCAGGACUUCGUCUGCACCGAGUACUGGAGAUCUAGACCGAAGCCUCCAGCAGCAGAUACUCAGGCAAACUCCACGAACUCUCAGGAACAGAGACCUACUAAAAGAUGUCGAGGCAUUGGAGAAGACCCAUCGCAGACCGCUUCUUUUGUAUCCAUCAGAGGCCUCUUCAAGAAAGCUAACAUGGACGAGCUGCACUCUCUACAGACAGUACUAGGCAAUGAUCCAUCGAACAAAUCCAACCAAGAACUGAUGCAUACGGUCAACGAAGAAAUCAAGAGCCGUAACUUCCCUACAUAAAUCCGUAUCCGCGGUCGCCUAACUAAUUCGAUACUCAUUUUUCAUUGUUUUCCUUUUUGUAAUUUUCUACAGGCCAUUUGGGAAAUUAGCUGCACAAUGGUAGAAUACGUUGUAGAUAACGUUGAUAAUUCUUUGAGCAAUAUGAAGCCAUUGCCUUCUGUUCAAGGCUUGUGUA
Molecule: messenger RNA, 4761 nt
Organism: Zingiber officinale
Lineage: Eukaryota; Viridiplantae; Streptophyta; Magnoliopsida; Zingiberales; Zingiberaceae
Product: putative lysine-specific demethylase JMJ16
Exons: 12
Coding region: 645-4586 (1313 amino acids)
Biological process (GO): chromatin remodeling
Cellular component (GO): nucleus
Molecular function (GO): histone H3K4me/H3K4me2/H3K4me3 demethylase activity
Source: RefSeq, a predicted model, not a curated record